GAGACUGAGCCAGAUUUCCCUUUGGACACUCCUAGUCUUUUAAGGUCCUGAGCUCAGCUAACAGUCCCUGGACUCUCCUUGAGUCUGGAUCUCAGCGGACAGGGCCAGCGUGACGCACACACACUCCCCGGACCCUCUCUCUGAAACCAGCCAUCCAGGAUCUUACCGCUCAGUGUUUGAGGUAGUAUAUUGCUGGGAGAGCUGUCUCCUUGAGUGCACCCACCUCGGAGGGUCUGACUCAUAAUAUCCCCAGUGAAAUCUCUACUUUUGAAGCAAAUUUCCAUUGGCAUGAUUCAAGGAUAGCGAUGGAUCCUGAAGGCUCUCGUAUCCAAGAUGAUCCAGAUGUCAAGGUGAUGAUGGCAGGAUCGACUCUGAGAAAAGUCAAGUCCCGGUCCUGGAAGAAGCAGCGGCAUUUCCGCCUUCUGGAGGACGGUCUGACGAUUUGGUACAAAUCCAGAUGGGCGGGAAAAUGCCACUCCACCUUCUCAGUGAGCGAGCUGGAGACGGUGCGCGAGGGCCACCAGUCAGAAAUCCUGCUGAGCAUCGCUGAGGAGUUCCCCGCUGACCUCUGCUUCACCUUAGUGUUUCAUGGUCGCCAAGGCAACCUGGACCUCGUAGCGGAGUCCCCCGAGGAGGCCCGGGCCUGGAUCCAGGGAGUGCGCAAGUUAAUUCACAAGGCUCAAACAAUGGAUGAGAAGGAGAGGCUGGACCAAUGGGUCUGGGACUGGUUUCAGAAAGCUGACAAAAACAAAGAUGGGAAGAUGAAUUUCAAAGAAGUGCGGAAACUGCUGAAAAUGAUGAACGUAGACAUGAAUGAGGAACACGCUUUCUAUCUCUUCACGAUGGCUGAUAAGUCAGAGAGUGGCUCUCUGGAAAUCGAGCAGUUUGUCCACUUCUACAAGAUACUGACGCAGAGGGAUGAAGUGUGGAAAGUGUUCCAGGACUACUCUGGAGAUGGAGAGAAGUUAAUGUUGGAGGAGCUGGAGAACUUCCUGAGGAUAGAGCAACAUGAGGGAGAGCAGAGCGCCCAGCACGCCCAGGAGCUAAUAGAUCGCUAUGAACCAUCGGAGACAGCCAAGAAGCAAAGCGCCAUGUCACUAGAUGGCUUCCAGAUGUACCUGUGCUCACAGGAGGGCUCCAUAUUCAAACCUGAGCAUCGGGGUCUUUACCAGGACAUGAGCCAGCCGCUCAGCCACUACUUCAUCUCCUCUUCACACAACACCUACCUCCUGGAGAACCAGCUCCGAGGACAGAGCAGCCUAGAGGCAUACAUCCAGGCUCUGAAAAGAGGCUGUCGCUGUGUAGAGGUGGACUCCUGGGACGGCAGCGACGGGGAACCUGUUGUGUAUCACGGUCACACUUUGACAUCCAAGAUUCUCUUCAGAGACAUCAUCUCAACACUCAAGGAAUAUGCCUUCAAGGCGUCAGACUUCCCAGUCAUCCUGUCUCUUGAGAAUCACUGUGGUGUCGAGCAGCAGACCGUCAUGGCUCAGCACCUCAGCCAAAUCCUGGGUGACACAUUACUGACCACCCUGCUGGAUGGACAGAUUCCUCAGCAGCUUCCUUCUCCACAGGAACUGAAGGGGAAAAUUUUGCUGAAAGCCAAGAAGAUUGGUGGUCUAGAAAACUGUCUUGAUGAAACCCUGACAGAUGAAGUCAGCGAUGAGGAAGAGAUGGCAAACGGUGAUGCAGAGAGUCCGUCUGCAGAAGACCCACCUGCUGAGUGUUUGAAUAACAAGAAAUCCAAGUCCAAACUGUCGAGGGAGCUGUCAGACCUGGUGCUUUACUGCAAGAGUGUGCAAUUCCAUGGCUUCGAGUAUUCUCGUUUACACAGCAAAUGCUAUGAGAUGUCCUCAUUCUCUGAAUCCAAGGCCAAGAGACUAGCUAAGGAAGCAGGGGGAGACUUUGUGCAGUACAACACAAGGCAGCUGAGCAGGAUUUACCCCAGUGGCCUCAGGACUGACUCCUCCAACUACAACCCGCAGGACAUGUGGAUUGUGGGCUGUCAGAUAGUGGCUUUGAACUUCCAGACAGCCGGUCUGGAAAUGGAUCUGAACGACGGGCUGUUCAGGCAGAACAGCUGCUGUGGCUACAUCCUCAAGCCUGACUUCAUGAGAGACGGCAACACUCAGUUCAGUCCAGAGAAACCUGAGGAGCGGCAAGGCCACAGACCACUGCGCUUAUCCAUACAGGUGAUAAGUGGACAGCAGCUACCAAAGGUGAACCAGAAAGAGGGCUCUAUUGUAGACCCCCUGGUCAGAGUGGAGAUCUAUGGGGUACCACAGGACCAGGCCAAGGAAGAGACCAGUCACAUUAACAACAACGGUUUUAACCCGGUGUGGAAUGAAACUCUAAAUUUCGUCAUCCACACCCCUGAGCUGGCCCUGGUUCGCUUUGUCGUGGAGGAUUACGAUAAGGCGUCCAGGAAUGACUUCAUCGGACAGUUCACUCUCCCUUUUACGUGCAUCCAAGCAGGAUACCGUCACAUACAUCUGCUGUCUAAAGAUGGAACAGCCAUCCCUCCCUCCUCUGUCUUCGUCAACAUCAGCAUCUCAGAGCUCACAUGAAGAAGUCAGACCAGUGGAUCUGAAGCCAGAGGUGGUCACAAGUUCAAAUGUCUCCAUGAAUGUGAUGAGGGGUUUUAACAUUUGAAUAUAAUACUUAAAUCUGGGUUAAAAGUCAAGCGUUUCACAAACUUAAAAUAGCAAUCAGCGGGUAACAUGUCAGAAAUCAGACUUUGAUUUUCAGCUUUAUUUACUGAAAUAAAGAUGUUGGGGUUUCUCUUAUAGAGCAUGCUCUGCAGACUGAUUGUUCUGAUCAGUUGUUUGGAAUCAUUAGUGAUCAUCAGUGACAAAGAUGGAUUGAUGCAUCUCAUUGACGGCCAAUCUAUGAACAGAGACUGUCAAAUAAGUCCAUAUUGCAUCUGCAAUGACGUGACAAUAUCAUGCAAUUCUGCACAUCAACUCUUUACGAAAUAUUUCCCACUAGCAUUCAUUUGAAUUUAUCUAAUAAUGUAGGAACAUGAAGGAUCGCUGCAUGUGUUGAAUGCCUUAAUAUACCGGUUUGCCUUUAAAUGUGCUGUACUGUGUACUACAGUGCCUGGGAAAGUCCAGUUUUAAAAUGUAAUGAUAGAAUGUGAAAAAAUUCCUACAUAUCAAUAUUAAAAACCUAUUAUUAUAAAGUAUUCAUAGCUUUGCAUGAUGUUGGUUCAUCUACAGUUAAAGCUAAUGUACAAAUUCCACAAGGUAUGUUGUGUAUAAUGUAAAUCUGUGUGUAUACAGGUCUGU
This is a messenger RNA of Seriola dumerili (greater amberjack), 3287 nucleotides long. It is a transcript of the gene plcd4b, whose product is annotated as phospholipase C delta 4. Gene Ontology annotation, biological process: lipid metabolic process; intracellular signal transduction. The record is from RefSeq and is a predicted model, not a curated record. The transcript has 16 exons. The coding region runs from base 306 to 2567 and encodes 753 amino acids. NCBI's taxonomy places the organism in Eukaryota, Metazoa, Chordata, Actinopteri, Carangiformes, Carangidae. Gene Ontology annotation, molecular function: phosphatidylinositol-4,5-bisphosphate phospholipase C activity; calcium ion binding.